Paracoccidioides brasiliensis Pb18 is the source of this 645-nucleotide messenger RNA. RefSeq lists its product as uncharacterized. The transcript is spliced from 3 exons. The record is from RefSeq and is a predicted model, not a curated record. The coding region runs from base 1 to 645 and encodes 214 amino acids.
AUGGCUGAGGAUGAGCAGAAGCUCACCAGGCAGACGUAUGAAGAAGCUUCAUUUAGACAAUCAAACCCAGCAGUGCGGAGCAAGCUAGCAGCAAAGACUGAGAAGGAUCACAAAAGGGUCCACGCGUCAAAGGCGGGAAUCCAAAACUGUCAACGAAGCGUAUGUCAACACCACAUAAUAUCUCGGACCUUGUUAAUGGGAUAUACACAGCUGUAUAAGAUAAUUGAUUCUCCGCCUUCUCAGGAUGCCAGUGAAUUGGAUGAAUAUGCAUUCAUCACUUGCAAACAUAUUUACCGGCGAGUUCACUGCACUGUUUACAUUGACAUCGAAUCACUGGGUCUGCGAGAUUUCAUAAGAGUUAUUAUGUUGAAGGACAUUAGAACAGCUGCCCUUGAGGCAGAGAAACCUGUGGUAUUGUGCACCUACACACCAUUUGCUGAUGGCAACGCACAGACUGAGCGGAAUCUGCCAUACCAUUUCCUUGCUGAAUUGAAAGACUAUUAUUCCAGGUCAGAUGAAGAACAGGACAAUGAAGGUGACAAGGCUGCGGUCCACCUAGGCCUGCUGAUACGAUAUAUGGAGGAAGUGUAUUGGUGGCACCUCAAAGUAACUCACUUCAGUCUUGAAACACUGGAAAAUAUCUAA